Suricata suricatta (meerkat) is the source of this 4934-nucleotide messenger RNA. RefSeq names its product spalt like transcription factor 1 (gene SALL1). Gene Ontology annotation, biological process: regulation of transcription by RNA polymerase II. The record is from RefSeq and is a predicted model, not a curated record. The transcript is spliced from 2 exons. Gene Ontology annotation, molecular function: DNA-binding transcription factor activity, RNA polymerase II-specific; RNA polymerase II cis-regulatory region sequence-specific DNA binding. Gene Ontology annotation, cellular component: nucleus. The coding region runs from base 134 to 3805 and encodes 1223 amino acids. NCBI's taxonomy places the organism in Eukaryota, Metazoa, Chordata, Mammalia, Carnivora, Herpestidae.
UGAAUUGUCAGAUCUUCUCCUCCACAAGAAGAACUGUACUAAAAAUCAAUUAGUUUUAAUCGUCCAUGAGAGCCCAGCCACCCCACCCGACACCUUCUCUCCCAGUCCCCCUCCCGAUAAUCCCGACGAACAAAUGAAUGACACCGCUAACAAAACAGAUCAGGCCGAAGGCUGCGACCUCCCAGAACGCAGCGGAGGCGACAGGGAGGAGUCCAUGGAGGUGGAGGCCCCGGUGGCGGCUCACAAGGGUGGCAGCGGCGGCGCUUUGGGUGGGGGCGGGAGCGGGGUCACCCCAGGCUGCAGCGGCGGCCCCUCUGCAGGUACCUCAGCGAUCACAACCUCUCUACCUCAACUCGGGGACCUGACGGCACUGGGCAACUUCUCCGUGAUCAACAGCAAUGUCAUCAUCGAGAACCUGCAGAGCACCAAGGUGGCGGUGGCCCAGUUCUCGCAGGAGGCGAGGUGCGGCGGGGCCCCCGGGGGCAAGCUGGCUGUCCCCGCCCUCAUGGAGCAGCUCCUGGCCCUGCAGCAGCAGCAGAUCCACCAGCUGCAGCUGAUCGAACAGAUCCGUCACCAAAUACUGCUGUUGGCCUCUCAGAACGCGGACUUGCCAACAUCCUCUAGUCCUUCUCAAGGUACUUUACGAACAUCUGCCAACCCCUUGUCCACACUAAGUUCCCAUUUAUCUCAGCAGCUGGCGGCGGCAGCUGGACUGGCCCAGAGCCUCGCCAGCCAGUCGGCCAGCAUCAGCGGUGUGAAGCAGCUGCCCCCGCUCCAGCUACCUCAGAGCACGUCUGGCCACGCCAUCCCACCCAACGGCGGCUCUUCCCCCGGCAUUAACCUUCUGGCGGCAGCGGUGACCACCCCGUCCUCGGAGAAGGCGGCUCCGAGCGCCGGCGCCUCCCACUCCGGCGACCAGGCGGCCCCAGCGUCAUCGUCACCAGCUUUUGCAAUAAGCAGUUUAUUGAGUCCUGCAUCUAAUCCACUUCUACCUCAGCCGGCCCCCGCUAACUCGGUUUUCCCCAGCCCUUUGCCCAACAUCGGAACGACUGCCGAGGAUUUAAGCUCCCUGUCGGCCUUGGCCCAGCAGAGAAAAAGCAAGCCACCAAAUGUCAGCGCCUUCGAAGCGAAAAGCGCUUCGGAUGAGGCGUUCUUUAAACACAAGUGCAGGUUCUGCGCGAAGGUCUUUGGGAGCGACAGUGCCUUGCAGAUCCACCUGCGCUCCCACACCGGGGAGAGGCCGUUCAAGUGCAACAUCUGUGGGAACAGGUUCUCCACCAAGGGGAACCUCAAAGUUCACUUUCAGCGCCACAAAGAGAAGUACCCUCAUAUCCAGAUGAACCCCUAUCCCGUGCCUGAGCAUCUGGACAAUAUCCCCACGAGUACCGGCAUCCCAUACGGCAUGUCCAUUCCUCCGGAAAAGCCGGUCACCAGCUGGCUAGACACCAAACCGGUCCUGCCCACGCUGACCACCUCGGUCGGCCUACCGUUGCCCCCCACCCUCCCAAGCCUCACACCCUUCAUCAAGACCGAAGAGCCAGCCCCGAUCCCCAUCAGCCAUUCGACCGGCAGCCCCCCAGGCUCGGUCAAAAGUGACUCCGGGGUCCCUGAGGUGGCCAUGAGAAACCCGAGUGGGCUUGCAGAGGAGGCCGAAGGGUCCACUGUGCUACCAUCCGGCGGCAAAAGUGAAGAUGGCAGCAUGGCCCCCACUAUGGCCCCCACUUUGGCCCCGGCAGCCAGUGGCAGCUCGCUGAGCUCCCCAGCGGCAGCGGAAGGUGGCCUGGGUACCCGGGCCCCCGCUUUCACCAACCCCUUGUUGCCGCUCAUGUCUGAGCAGUUCAAGGCCAAGUUUCCUUUUGGGGGACUCUUGGACUCAGCCCAGGCAUCGGAGACCUCUAAGCUCCAGCAGCUGGUAGAGAACAUUGACAAGAAGGCCACCGACCCCAAUGAGUGCAUCAUCUGCCACCGGGUCCUCAGUUGUCAGAGCGCCUUGAAGAUGCACUACCGGACGCACACCGGGGAGAGGCCCUUUAAGUGUAAGAUCUGUGGCCGGGCUUUCACCACGAAAGGGAACCUCAAAACCCACUACAGUGUCCACCGCGCUAUGCCCCCGCUCAGAGUCCAGCACUCCUGCCCCAUCUGCCAGAAAAAGUUCACGAACGCUGUAGUCCUGCAGCAGCACAUCCGCAUGCACAUGGGAGGCCAGAUCCCCAACACCCCAGUCCCUGACAGCUACCCCGAGUCCAUGGAGUCCGACACGGGCUCCUUUGAUGAGAAGAAUUUCGACGACCUGGACAACUUCUCCGACGAGAACAUGGAGGACUGUCCUGAGGGCAGCAUCCCCGAUACGCCCAAGUCCGCCGAUGCUUCCCAGGACAGCUUAUCGCCCUCGCCUUUGCCCCUGGAGAUGUCGAGCAUCGCUGCUUUGGAAAACCAGAUGAAGAUGAUCAAUGCCGGCCUGGUAGAGCAGCUGCAGGCCAGCCUGAAGUCCGUGGAGAACGGCUCCGUCGAGGGGGACGUGCUGACCAACGAUUCGUCCUCGGUGGGCGGCGAUAUGGAGAGCCAGAGUGCUGGCAGCCCGGCCAUCUCAGAGUCUACCUCCUCCAUGCAGGCUCUGUCGCCAUCCAACAGCACCCAGGAGCCCCACAAGUCCCCCAGCGUGGAGGAGAAGCCACAGAGAGCAGUCCCAAGUGAGUUCGCCAAUGGUUUGUCCCCCAUCCCCGUGAACGGCGGGGCUCUGGAUUUGACCUCUAGUCACGCUGAGAAAAUCAUCAAGGAAGAUUCUUUGGGGAUCCUCUUCCCUUUCAGAGACCGGGGUAAAUUUAAAAAUACUGCUUGCGACAUUUGUGGCAAAACCUUUGCUUGUCAGAGUGCCUUGGACAUUCACUACAGAAGUCAUACCAAAGAGAGACCAUUUAUUUGCACGGUUUGCAAUCGCGGCUUUUCCACAAAGGGUAAUUUGAAGCAGCACAUGUUGACACAUCAGAUGCGGGACCUACCAUCCCAGCUCUUCGAGCCCAGCUCCAGCCUCGGCCCCAAUCAGAACUCGGCGGUCAUCCCCGCCAACUCACUGUCAUCUCUCAUCAAGACAGAGGUCAACGGCUUCGUGCAGGUCACUCCUCAGGACAGCAAGGACACCUCCACCGGUCACGUCCCCUCCGGGCCUCUGUCCUCCUCUGCCACGUCCCCAGUCCUGCUCCCGGCUCUGCCCAGGAGAACCCCCAAACAGCACUACUGCAACACGUGUGGCAAAACCUUCUCCUCGUCGAGUGCCCUGCAGAUUCACGAGCGAACUCACACUGGAGAAAAACCCUUUGCUUGCACUAUUUGUGGGAGAGCUUUCACGACAAAAGGCAAUCUGAAGGUACACAUGGGCACUCAUAUGUGGAACAGCACGCCUGCGCGCCGGGGUCGGCGGCUCUCUGUGGAUGGCCCCAUGACCUUUCUAGGAGGCAAUCCUGUCAAGUUCCCAGAAAUGUUCCAGAAGGAUUUGGCGGCCAGGUCAGGAAGCGGGGAUCCUUCCAGUUUCUGGAACCAGUAUGCGGCGGCACUCUCUAACGGGCUGGCCAUGAAGGCCAACGAGAUCUCUGUCAUUCAGAAUGGCGGCAUCCCUCCAGUGCCUGGGAGCCUCGGCAGCGGGAGCAGCUCACCUGUCAGUGGGCUGACGGGAAAUCUGGAGAAGCUCCAGAACUCAGAGCCCAGCGCUCCGCUGGCCGGCCUGGAGAAGAUGGCCAGCAGUGAGAACGGAACCAACUUCCGUUUCACCCGCUUCGUGGAGGACAGCAAGGAAAUUGUCACAAGCUAAAGCAACCCUGGCUGGAGAAAUGGCAGCCCCCUUCCAGAGGGAGACCCACUAUUGCCUCCUCCCCCUCCACCCCAUCCCUCCUGGCUCCCCCAGAUCUAUGAACUACAACAUGAUGAAGACAUUCUUUUGUACCUUGUUCAACUUCUAGAGUUAUAAGAAAGCUUAUUUAUUAGUGAUAUAACCUUGCUUUGCAAACAGAAUGCAAGCGUUAACUUUGGUCUUCUGUAUUUUGGACUAAAUACUAAUUGACUAGAGCGCUGUAACAUUUAUGGCAAUCGCAAGUUGCCCUGCUAGGCGGUCUUAAUCUGGCAUUAACUUAUUUUCUAUAUCCGGUUUAAUAUGAAUCUGGUGUUAAUGCAAUGCCUCAAUGAUGCAUUAGAUCUCUAAUAAAGUCUGUAUAUAAAUGUACACUUUGAUCCUGCUGGAAAAUUUUAUCAGCAAACACAUUGUCUAAUCUUUCUAAACAAAUUGAAACAAAGGACUGGAAGUACAGACUGAUCAAUGUGGUUCUUUGAAAGGUUUGGGGUUUUUUUUGUUGUUUGUUUUUUUUGUUUUUUGGGGUUUUUUUUUUUAAUCUAAAAUUCAACCUGCUUUUUUUUUUGGUAGAUUUAACCAUUUCCGUUUUGAACUGUUCUUUGUAUUGUGCUUUUUACUUGAGUCGUCCUCAAUGUUGAUAAGUUUCUGUACAGUAAUAAGCACGCAGAAUUCUUUAGAGAAAAUACAAGUGUUGUUUUGGUAGUUGAAACUGAGACGUAACAUUUUGCCUUGUAGGUAUAUUCACAAUAGAAAAUUUGUGCUGGAAUUUCACAAUGCUGCUAAGUAUAGCAUCUUGAACAACCUUCAGUGGAGAAAAUGUAGAUGCUCUUGUAUAUACAAUAAGAAAUAUCACUUUCAUUAAAAUGUACAUAUGUUCCUUACAAGAGCAAAUGCUUCUUCUUGAUCAAGAGAGCAGGUAUAGUGUUCGUUUAUUUUGUAUUAGGUAUGGAAGAAAAAAAUUGGACUGUUACAUGCACUUUCUUGGAAAGUUGAAAGGAAGGGGGGGUCCAAUUUCUUUAACAUUUAAUACUUACUAACAACAGAAAUACUGUAAUUUUACUCAAGUAAUCAAAUACAUUUUUUUUGCAACAGA